Messenger RNA from Culex pipiens pallens (northern house mosquito), 1124 nucleotides. RefSeq names its product troponin C, isoallergen Bla g 6.0101 (gene TpnC41C). Lineage: Eukaryota; Metazoa; Arthropoda; Insecta; Diptera; Culicidae. The record is from RefSeq and is a predicted model, not a curated record. The coding region runs from base 232 to 693 and encodes 153 amino acids. Gene Ontology annotation, molecular function: calcium ion binding; enzyme regulator activity. The transcript is spliced from 4 exons.
AACCUGGUGGUCGCGCCGCCACUCUUAGCUGGUCGGAACGUGCACCUUAAGAAUUAUCACAAGUUAACAAACUACCGCAGGCCACACAACGGCCCCACAGGUCAAUCCGAGUUCAGCUGUAGUCUGGGAACGUGCCGUGAUCUCUAGUGUUCUUCUGUUUAGUUCACUCUAGUGUGUAGAACCUUCUUCUUGUUGCUCUUCGGAACUUGACCGCCACCACCGCCAUCAGCAAUGGAUGAUCUUGACAAGCAGCAGCUGGAACUGCUCCGCAACGCCUUCAACGCGUUCGAUCAGGAGAAGAAGGGAUGCAUCGGCACCCAGAUGGUCGGCACCAUCCUGAGCAUGCUGGGCCACCAGCUGGACGACCAGCUGCUCAAGGAGAUCAUCGACGAGGUUGACGCCGACGGCUCCGGUGAGCUGGAGUUCGAGGAGUUCGUCACGCUGGCCGCCCGGUUCCUCGUUGAGGAGGACGCCGAAGCGAUGCAGCAGGAGCUGAAGGAGGCGUUCCGUCUGUACGACAAGGAGGGCAACGGUUACAUCACCACCGCCGUGCUGCGCGAAAUCCUGCGCGAGCUGGACGAUAACAUCACCGCCGAGGAUCUGGACAUGAUGAUCGAGGAAAUCGAUUCUGACGGUUCCGGAACCGUUGACUUCGAUGAAUUCAUGGAGGUCAUGACCGGUGGAGACGAUUAAGCGUCUAGAACCCCCACCAACUCUGCUAGCUUAAUAUUCGUUUAAUGUUUAAUUAUACCUUCUACAACCAGAGAGAAAAACAAAACUCUACUCUACUGUCGUGUUAAUGUUAGCCUAAAAAGUUUCCACCAAAAAGUUUACUCUAAGAUUGUUCACACCAGUAUCAGGUAGUAUCAGCACACACACAACCACAACACUGAACGUAGAGUAGUAGAUAGUGUAGAACAACAGACUCAGUGACUAGGAAUGGUCCAAGAUCGGAGAGAGGCAAAGUUUUUAUGUAUUUGCUAGCCACCCAGAACAACACCCAGAAGCUUGUCGGGCCCCGCGGCAGGACGAGCGUCGAGUUUCCACCAACUUUUGUUAUUUUGGAAACCCUGAGUGUGCAGCAAUUGUGUUUGUACAAAAAUAAAAUCGAUUUGUACCCUGAA